AAAAGCAAAAGGAAGUUGAUGAAGAAGGAGCAGAAAGUGAUAAAAGAAAGCAAAAGAAAGUUGGCAAAGAAGGAGCAAAAAAGGAAAUUGGUAAAGAACGAGCAGAAAGUAAUAAAGAAAAGCAAAAAGAAGUUAGUGAAGAAAAAGCAGAAAAGAAAGUUGAUAAAGAAAAAGCAGAAAGUGAUAAAGAAAAGCAAAAGGAAGUUGAUGAAGAAGAAGCAGAAAUUAAUAAAAAAAUACAAAAAGAAGUUGAUAAAGGAAAGCAGAAGGAAAUUGUUAGUAUUUAUCAAUUAAUUUUAAGAAAAAUCAUAUUUACUGUUUCUAGUUGUCAAAAGUCCAAUAUCAGUGCAUCUGAUGUUAAUAAUCAAGAUCCUAAUACUGAUGAUAUUAAAAUUAUAAAGACUCUUACAAACACUGAAAAUCUUUCUACAACAUUUAUUAGAAUCAGAAAAACUAGAAGUUCAGAAGGAGGAAAGUGA
Racocetra fulgida is the source of this 479-nucleotide messenger RNA. The record is from the annotation of a GenBank genome assembly. Lineage: Eukaryota; Fungi; Glomeromycota; Glomeromycetes; Diversisporales; Gigasporaceae.